UUCAAUUGGUUUAUAAAAAAAAGCGUCUUUAUAUUUUGUCGGUCUAUACGUCCAAUAAGGUAUGUAAAGGAAGGCAGUUUACGCAGUGAGUGGGAUAAUAGUACUCGCGGUUUAUGGUGUCCGUGGGCAAUGAAAGCUAGUCAAAGAGCAGCAACAUUGGUCGAUCGCUUAAGAGAUGGAUGGCAACAUUUGCUGAGAGAUAGGGCUACUCGUAGUCUCACAUACAACGAUGAACAAUUCCAUGUUCUUGAACGCAUAAAGGUCACGGAAACGGGACGCCGAUUGAAAGCACUUUUCGAGACAGAAUGUAUACCAGCAAUGACGCAGCGAUCCGAAUGCGUCGCCGAUUGGUACAAAAUGGCACAAACUGUUUUCCUGCAAACUGAAAUAUUGGACAAAGACAUAAAUAGUUACGAACAUGUGUUAGAAUCAUUUUCUUAUCGUCUGUCACAAGAGAGUAAAGAAUAUCACGAAAAUCUUUUGCUUUCGUUGAACAGGCUUCCCGACAAGUCAAAAACAAUAGAGAAGACAAACUUGCCUGCGCAAGAAAGCACAAAGAAAUGGCGCGAUAUCUGCGAAACAGAAGAACAAAUCGCAAUGCUUCUUUAUGAAAAUAGUCUAAUUAUAGAUCAACUUAACAAGUUGUCAAGAAUUGAUGAAUUAGAAGUAAUUCGAGGAAAUGUAAAUGAUUUAGGAUAUAAAGUUUAAUACGUCCAAUUUUGUCAUUUCUCUAUUAAUUCGACAAUAUUGUUAUAAAGACUGAAUACUACAUAUUAGAAAUAUACAAGAAGGCUUAUCGAAAAUAAAAGACAGAAUAACUUUUACAAAACUGAUUUUUCGAAAAAAUACAAAAAAAAAUCUAUAGGGCAAAAAACAUCGGAAUUAAACACUUUUUAGACGUCUAAAGACAAUAUUUUUUAUGGUAAAUGUGCUUUAAUAUUUUAGUUUUCCAUUCUUUUUUUACAUUAAAAAAAGAAAUGCCUUGCAGAAACUGAAACGAGACAUUCAGUACGUUACUACAUAGUGUGAGCGGCAAGUGAAUUUCAUAAUAGUCGUUUUGGCAAAUGCAGAAAUUUUAAAUUUUAUUAUGGUUUAUUUGACUGCGAAAAAGAUUUAAAAAAUUGCAGUUUUUUUUUGCAAAUAAUGAAUGUGCUACUAAUCGAGCUGUUCAAUCAGCGACGUGCAAACAUAGCAUGCAAAUAAGCAUAAUCAAUCACAACUGUUUGAAAUUAAUUGCACAAUUUCAGGACUCAGGAGGUCGAUUUUAUAUCACGUGGUGUAGUGAAAAUGACAAAAGUGAGCGAAUUUACUAAAAAUAUCUAUGAUCUUAUUGGUCAACAACUAGUAAAUUUGUUCACUUUUGUAAUUUUCACUACAUUGCAUGAAUACAGAAUCGAUUCCCAGGAGAUAAGAUCUGUGGUCAAUAAGUACUGAUUCACAAGUGGCGUUUUGUAACUCACAUUUGUAAAUGCGCGUUGGUAAUGACCAUUGGGUUGCCUAUUGGCGUACGUACGCAAACGCGCGGUUGUCUUUUUUUUUUUUUUUUUUUUUUACAAAACGCGCGCUUAACGCGGCUUUGAACUCCUCCAAUGUGAACCAAGCCUAAAAAGCGAAAUGUUCUGGAUCUUAUUGCUGUCGAUCUUACAUUGGCUGCUUUUUUUUUAGGAGACACAGUCGACAUAAGUCGACACAAGAGUCAUUCUGUCUUUGUUUCUCACUAAAUACUGAACGAAGACAGAAUGACUUUUGUCGACUUGUGUCUCCUAAAAGGAAAGCAGCCAUUGCAUCCUGCAUUCCAUAACUGAUUGAUAUAAAUUUAAGAUAAGAACCAAUCACAUUCGAUUGCUACUCAGUCGCAUAGUGAGCGGUUAUGCUAUUAGAAUCUAAUGUUAGUCGAACCAGUAUUCAACGAAUUUUAAAAUUAACAUGACAAGUUCCAUCUAUAUAAAAAUAACGAUUGCAUGUCUUUAGAAACUCCUUACCCCCUUACGAAAAAGAACUACUGCCGAUUACAUAUAAAUAAAGUCAGUAAUAUAAAUAUUACCGAC
Molecule: messenger RNA, 2048 nt
Organism: Pseudomyrmex gracilis
Lineage: Eukaryota; Metazoa; Arthropoda; Insecta; Hymenoptera; Formicidae
Exons: 3
Coding region: 130-708 (192 amino acids)
Source: RefSeq, a predicted model, not a curated record